Messenger RNA from Armigeres subalbatus, 2216 nucleotides. RefSeq lists its product as uncharacterized. NCBI's taxonomy places the organism in Eukaryota, Metazoa, Arthropoda, Insecta, Diptera, Culicidae. The coding region runs from base 1084 to 1740 and encodes 218 amino acids. The transcript is spliced from 2 exons. The record is from RefSeq and is a predicted model, not a curated record.
UAAAUCAUCCCAAUUGAAUUGCCAAAAUUGAACGUUUUUAGCUUUCUAUAAAUAGAAGUGAGUUCAAUUCGCGUUCAACUUGCAGAUUUUAUUUGAACCAUUCAAGGCUUUAAGUACAUACAUACAUAGUCUGAAUAUUAAAUUUUUGGUUAGAAAUCUAGAUAACCAUAUACGUGAGGCAAUAAGGUGCAUAUUUAACAAUGGUGUUUAUGAUUAAAGUGAAAGGAGUGCUACCUCUAUUUUGUGUAAUCGAAUUGAGAGAGGAAGUGACAUUAAUUGAUUUGAUAUAUAGAAACGGGGAUAAUGUUUGAGAGUUGGGGUUAAAUGGCUCCAUAUAAUAUUGAGCGGUUCUAAGCGUUCAAUCUUUGCUGAAGCGCAACUGAUUUAGUAGGAAAACUGCUACAAUUUCCAUCUUACUGAACAUAUAGGGGAACUGUUCCGAUCUCCAACUCACUGAACAUAUAUGCAUCUUAUCGCGGAACAAAGAAAUACAGCACCAACUUGGUCAUGUCUUUUCAUCAACAUGCGUGCAUCAACAUGAAAAAAUUACAAAAAUAAGAAACAAAUCAAAUGAAGGCCAGGAGCAGUAGCAUGAACUAAAAUAAAAUUUUUGUUUAACCCUUUCCUUCGUAUGGCUAUAAAGAACAUUAUAAAAUUUUGCACAUCCAAUUUUCAUCAAAUUGUUUCAACAAACAAAUAGCAAUAUUUGGAACAUCUUUAUGGUUUCAUUAGACCGCUUAUAUAAUAAAUUUUGUGUCAAAAUAGUGAUCAAUAAAACGAUUUAAAAUAUUUAUUUUUCAGUUUUCCAAAAAUGUUUUCCUUCCGACUAUGCCAAAUAUUUUUUGUUCUACAAUUUUUAUCAAAAUUGAAUUCUUUUAAAAGAGUCGUGGGAAGGAAAGGGUUAAAAGAAUGUCUAGCAUUGUCGAAUGCAAUGAAUGAUUAGUAACAGCGUUAGAAGUCUUGUCAUUGUUUCCAGACUGAUAACGAACAUUCUAUGUACAAGAUUUCCAUUAAGAUAAGUAAGAUAGGUAUACUUCAUCGUUCUCAUGAAAGCACAAAUCAGUCUGUAAAUAAAACUGUAAAAUGUUGAAUAUUUUUGUAUUGCUUGCAACAAUUUCUAUUGCGUUUGCUAACCAGUCAGAGCAUGCUCUUAUUAUUGACAUUAUCGACGAAACAUUUCCCGAGGAAAUCAAUAAUCAGUUUAUAGCAGAGCUUCAUCAGAACGGUCAAGAUGGAUCAAUUUCAGAAGAUCUGGACAGAAUAAUACAGAAUCACAUCACAUCCAUGCAAAGGUGUCUUCCAUCGUCUGAAGCCAUCUAUAACUUUUUAAGACAAUUCUCUUCAAACCAGCAGAACGUAGUGCAAAGGGUUUUGAAAAAGGCUCUAAUAAUAAGUUUGAAUGAAGAUGGCAAAGAAAAGCCGAUCAUCAGUAGACCACUACACCCACCACCAUUUAGCCCUAAACGCUUGCAGCAGAUGCUACCGGAAAAACUUCAGCGGGAAAUAUUGGAAGAAGUGUUUCUCCGAGGGGGCUUGCAGUUUUUGUCCAUAAGUCUUCGCCAGAAAAUUGAAGAACUUAUUCAACUUUUUCCACCCAACAUCAGACAAGACAUCCGUGACAUAGUGGAAGAAACAAAAUCGUCCGGUGUUUUACCACACGCCAACGAAGAGUUGAAAACAAAGAUAAGCAACUAUUUCUGGAACCUUCAAUCGUCAAAUGCAUUUUCCAGUAAUGCGUAGAAUAUAUUUUGUUUUGUUUUGCUUGUUUUUUAAAUGAAAUAAAUUUGAUUAGAUAAAAAGACGGGUGAGGAAUUAUAAUGGAUAAAACAUCUGGUAUCUUUGGUACGUGCAUAACAAAUACCACACGCAACUGUGUUAUGGCUAUGAACUGCAAUAAUAAAAUGUGAUACCUGGAAAAUAUAUAAUAAUAUCAUACAAAAAUAAAGUUGAUAAACUUUCUUACGCUUUUAUUCUUAAUUAUAAGCUUCUGAGCUUUAUAGUCCAACGUAACACAUUGAUCGUUCGUUAUUUGGAACCCAUUAACCCCCUUGCUAGCGAAAUUCAUUUUGUCAUCUUUGUCUUUAUUAUUCUAAAAUUUCAACCAUCGAGCAAUCAUGCGUGAGCGCCUAUCUAGAGAGUAGGAGGUUAAGGGUUCGAGUCCCUCCAAGAUACGUGGAUUGUUUUUCGUAAAUUUCAUAUCAAUUUGACCAUUUCGA